UCGGUUGUACAUUUAAGAGGUCAUUGGCCAGGUAAGUGAAUUACUAUCCUGCGCUCCUUAGCCACACAUAGACAAGUGUUACUGGUCACCGCAUAGAGGUAGUUAUGCAAUAAGGUUGAACCACAGGCUAUUGUUACCAUCUCACGCGUGGAUACCCUAUAUGCGCACUUUAGGAGUGCUUCGAAUAGCCGAUUGCAUAGUCAAUUUUAUUAUUGCUAUGUACACAAUACGUGUAGUGUAGGAGAUUCCAACGAAACUCUUUCAUCGGACUGCUGCUCACAUAUGGCUUCGCAUUGUGAAGAAACGAUUUCUGCAUACCUUUUCCAGUACAACAGUAAACGAUAAAAGGACAAAAAUAUUGGAUAGAACGAUCGCAGCCAUCAGGGUCUUAUUACAACAAAGCCAUCUCCAAGCAACCAGAUAACUUAUAACGGUCUCUGCGGCAAGGUGCACGGAAUGAAAAUUAUUGCUAUUGAGUUGUUAUGGCAACCCCAUUUGGUGAUCGGUCCGCAAACUGGCGCGCAGUUUAACGCACCUUCUUUCUCGAUAAAUAGGGGCUGGCAGUCACUUUAAGGUCAGUCGAUUUCCUGUAGGCUUAUACCGCGUUUUGCAUCAGGACUUCGCCAUUUUAGCAAUAACUCCAACAGCAAUGAUUCACCCGAAACCAAGCAUUCCGGUAUAUCAAGAUGUUAUGUUCUUGUUUCGAUUUAUUUCGUUUACAGGGGCUUCGACUUUCGUUCCUUAUGGGGAAGGAAUCCGAAACCCUCGAAUAUCUACAGUGUUGCUCAGGAUACUUCAACAGGUUACUUGUCUGGCUAUUUUCUUGCUGCUCUUAGGCAUGUCCGUUUUUGAAAUCAUUCAAUUCGUUACUGUAAUCGUGAAAAUGAAAAAUAUCGGCGAAGUCAUUCCAAAUAUAAUAUGGAUAACCUCCUUUCCCCUUGCUAUGGGCGCCCAAGUUUUUUACACCUUCCAGAGGCCCAAGCUUUUAAGAUUCUUUGAGAACUGGCAAGAUAUUCAUACAUUGUAUCCGGAAAGCCAAGAUAACUGCACUGAAAGACAGACUCGCUCAAGGAUGUACCUCAUCUACUUGUUAACAGUCUGCACAUCGAUUGCAACGGUGAUGGUACUCAUCUUGGAUUUUCCUAUUCUGCCGUUUCUACCGUCAACAUACGAGCCCUUAGCAGCCAUCCCCUUGCACACGAACAGCUUGUAUCUCACCUGCUCUCUGUUUGGUGUUACUCUUUUCUACGCCUGGAACCUUUCUGCUGCGUCAGAUCUUGUUCCGUCAAUGAUUUACUUCCAUCUUGCUCUGGCUUUGGAGAAGACAAGCAAAUUUCUCAAAGAACCACCAAAUUCCAUUGAAGCUCAGACGUUAGAACACAAUUGCAAGAAUCUAGAAGUAACCGAAACCAACUUUAAUACUCGUACUGUCGGCAAGAUAUCUCAUGAAGGAAAUCAGCAAAUUUGGCAGAAAUCGUGGCUCUAUUACGAAGCUAUACGCAAACUGAUUAAUGAAAGCAACUCCCGAUUUGGGUCGAUGCUCCUUCUCAAUCAUGGAGCCAUGUUCUUCGUAGCAAGUUCCAACGUUUUUAGCAUCCUGCGAUGGUAUCGAGGAAUGUCAUGGCUUUUGCUUCUCGUCAAUGGAAUGAACGCUGCUGCAACAAUUCUUCGCUUUAUCACCACGAUUCUCCUAUGCAGUCGAUUGUAUACUGCUGGCGAACAUCUUCAGUCCAACAUUUGCCGUUUUCUAGCCCAAACAUGGUUCCGUUUAAAACCAGACGAGAGGCAGUUUUUCACGGCUUUUUUGGUGCGUGUACAGGAUGAUGGAAUUGUAGCCUCUCCCCUUGGAUUGUACCCCAUCCGGCCGUCAAUGCUUUUAGCUUUGCUGUCUUUAAUGGUAACUUAUCUCAUCGUCUUACUACAGUCUUCUGAAAUCUCCACGUUCUCGGAAUAUGGAAAUUUCACGGGGCUAAUUACGGGUACCCGUUUUUAUACUCCGCUUCUCGGUUAAACGUAAAAGGAACUGAAAGAUUUCCUUGAUUCUGUGGUUUUUAGAUAACUAUUUUGCUUGAAGUCGUUGUGAGCAACGCAUUAUUGAAUUUGUCUGGGAAAAUUAUUGGGUUAUUGUCUAUAUCGAUUAACUCGUCAUAAAAACUGAAACUUCAGAUCGUUACGCUUAACCCAAGGCUAUUUCGUUUGUAAAAAGUUUGUACUCAUAAGAUAAUACUUGAAUCAGAUUGAAGCCUUAUGACAGGUUUCACCCGGUAUUUUGAGACAAAUGGAGCCACAAAUGAUAUUAUAUCCUUGUUUUAGCAUUUUCUGAGGCCACGCAUAGCAGUCUAGUCUUAAAUGGGUACAUUAGAAAUUGUUGUUUACGUAGGCUAAAAUAUAUAUUCUUUUUAUUCGCUCUAAAACUUAUAUCCCAAAGAGUUCUAGUCUUCUUUUGAAUGAAUGAGUAGAAAUUACCAUGGUCGUAUAAAUGAUGUGAUCAAUCAACUAAAGCUGUAUGCCACAAAGCAAUAAUCGAUAGCACUUAUAGGAAUAAAUAGGGGCGCUGUCAAAAUUGCACGAAAUC
Molecule: messenger RNA, 2575 nt
Organism: Daphnia carinata
Lineage: Eukaryota; Metazoa; Arthropoda; Branchiopoda; Diplostraca; Daphniidae
Exons: 5
Coding region: 650-2011 (453 amino acids)
Biological process (GO): sensory perception of taste
Cellular component (GO): membrane
Source: RefSeq, a predicted model, not a curated record